ACCACCCCUACAUUAAUUAUCUUCAAACACGAUUUAUGGUAAAUGAAUCGUUCAUUGGGAUGUCGUUAGACGGAUUUUCAGGUAUGUCGCAGCAGCUCCUAUUUCUCCUUUGUUUUUCUGUCGUGUGCUGCACGAAUACGGAUGUUUCAACCCUUCUUGCAGACAUUUUCGCAAAUUACAAUUCAAAUAUUCGACCAGGCUGCAAUAGAUCUUCGCCUCUUAUUCUCAAUGUAUCAUUUUACUUUACCAGCAUAAAAGAUCUGGACGAAUCAGAGAGUAAGUUUUCUAUCAGUGGAGCGUUCGAAUUUUUCUGGAAUGACGACCGACUGAAGUGGAAUACCAGUAUGUACGGUGGAGAUCUUUCUAGCAUUGUUAUUCCAAAACAAAAGUUAUGGACUCCGUCUUUAAUCACCAUUAAUUCAUUUUCCGAGGCUGGGGAACUUGGCAAGGAAAGUUCUAGAUUACGUUUAGCCAACACCGGGAAUUUGCACUGGAUUACUCCUGAUCUGUACCAGACCACGUGUAAUCUUGACGUCACGUUCUAUCCUUUCGACUCACAAUCCUGUGUUCUACGUUUCUACUUGACGGCGUACAGGGCAAACGAGGUAAAAUUAUUUGAAUUGAAAAAUUCGAUGAAUCAACAGGAAUUUGAAGAGAAUGGUAUUUGGCAAGUAACAGACACCAAAGUGUAUACAAAGGAUAACUCCCUUGGUUGGCAGGAACUUCAUUUACAGGUGAACAUGAGGAGGAGACUUCAGUUUUACGUGUCCAGUUUGAUAAUGCCAGUUUGUAUGAUGUCGUUUUUACAACUGUUUGUAUUUUUGAUCCCCGUUGAAUCAGGUGAGCGAGUUGGGUUUGCUGUAACCGUAUUGCUAGCGAUCGCCGUCUACUUGACUCUGGUCCAAGAAAAGCUUCCAGAGGCAUCGGAACCGAACGUUUCGUGCCUCAGUUACAAACUUUUGGUAGACUUUAUGAUCGGAAUAAUGAUGGUGAUAGCCGUAAUUGCUGGACUUCAACUCUACCACCAAAAUCAAGAUAGAAUCAUACCAAAUUAUCUGCGAUUUUUGCAUAAUUUAAUGUUUCGUAAAAAGAGUCCAAAAAUAAAGCCUGAACAAGUGGACGAUGGUUGUGAGGAGAAGUCCGAAGACACGUCGGCGAAACAAAUUUGUUGGAUGGAUAUAAGUCGGGCUUUUGAUAGAGCAUGCCUUCUUGGAUUUGGAUUUUGUUUAUUCAAUUGUAACAUUGUAUACAUAAUCGUUAUAGUAUCUAUCUAUACAUAAUUAAGUGGAUGUCAAUUGUAAUUUUUUUAACGAUAUUUUAACUUGAUAAAUGUAGCAUUGUCCACCUUGUUUCAAGACAUAUUUUUUCCGGUACAGUGUUGACUUACAUUGUAUUCAAUUUGAUUUACCGGUAUAUGAAGUAAAAAACAAGA
Magallana angulata is the source of this 1432-nucleotide messenger RNA. RefSeq names its product acetylcholine receptor subunit beta-type acr-3-like. Gene Ontology annotation, molecular function: extracellular ligand-gated monoatomic ion channel activity; neurotransmitter receptor activity; transmembrane signaling receptor activity. The record is from RefSeq and is a predicted model, not a curated record. Gene Ontology annotation, biological process: regulation of membrane potential; nervous system process; monoatomic ion transmembrane transport. Lineage: Eukaryota; Metazoa; Mollusca; Bivalvia; Ostreida; Ostreidae. Gene Ontology annotation, cellular component: neuron projection; membrane; synapse. The coding region runs from base 36 to 1280 and encodes 414 amino acids. The transcript has a single exon.